Molecule: messenger RNA, 990 nt
Organism: Daldinia childiae
Lineage: Eukaryota; Fungi; Ascomycota; Sordariomycetes; Xylariales; Hypoxylaceae
Product: Pyridoxal reductase
Exons: 4
Coding region: 1-990 (329 amino acids)
Cellular component (GO): cytoplasm
Source: RefSeq, a predicted model, not a curated record
AUGGGUUCGGGAAAAGCAGUGUCCACUCGUGUCGGCGGCAAGGUCGUAGGCCCUGUUGGAUUUGGCAUGUUGGGGUUAACGAAGCCGUGGGCCCCCGUCGAGUAUCCCAUUGCUGUGAAAGUCUUGAAGACGGCAUUAGAGCAAGGUGCAAAUCUUUGGAAUGGUGGCGUGCACUACGGAACUCCCGAAGCAAAUUCUCUGCAUCUAAUCAAGUACUACUUCGAGAAGUAUCCCGAAGAUGCCAGCAAGGUCGUCCUUAGCAUCAAAGGUGCAUUUGCUAUGAAGACCGGGCCAGACGGUAGCCCGGAAGGUAUCCGUGCUUCUGUCGAGCAGGCCCUCGAAGUUCUAGGUGGUACCAAAACCAUUGACGUCUUUGAAUGCGCGCGGGUUGACCCCAAGGUCCCCGUUGAGACCUCUAUCAAAGCAUUGAGUGAGCUUGUAAAGGAGGGCAAGAUUGGCGGUAUCGGACUGAGCGAAGUCGGCGCAAACACAAUCCGCAAAGCUCACGCGGUGCAUCCCAUCUCGGCUGUCGAGAUAGAGUUGAGCUUAUUCACUCCCGAUCCCCUUCAUAAUGGCGUUGCGGAUACUUGCCACGAACUCGGCAUCCCCAUCGUAGCGUACAGCCCCAUCAGCCGCGGGUGGUUAACCGGCGAGUUGCGUAGCUUAGACGACCUCCCGCAGAACGACUUCCGCCGCAUGCUCCCGCGCUUCCAACCCGAAGUCUUCGAUCAGAACUUCAAGCUCGUCGAGGCGGUGGAGCAGAUUGCCAAGCGUAAGGGUGUCACGACGGCGCAGGUGGCUAUCGGGUGGGUGAUUCACCAGGGCGCCAUUCCUAUUCCCGGUUCUGCUAGGGUCGAGCGAGUUAUUGAAAAUACGAAAGCUGCCGAGUUGACAAAUGAGGAGUUGGCUGAAAUUCAGAGAAUCCUUGAUACAUUGCCUAUUAGCGGGGAGCGCUAUGGCGGUGCGCAGGAGAAGUUUCUUAACGCAUAG